AUGGGCCAACAACAGUCGAAGAGCAGCGAUGGAAGCAGAACCCCGAUAAAGAGCUCGUCCUCAUCCAACCUGGUCCCGGAUACUUUGCAGCAGUAUCCUUCCAUAUCCAAAUCUGACACGAAAGAGAGCACAUCAAGAUCGAUAAGGUCCUCGAUUCGUAGCAAGAUCAAGAGUUCGUCAGAGGACAGAACCAAUGAUAGCCCGAGAGCUUCAGGCUCUACUUUGGCCGGGGUUGACGGAUACAGCAAUGACCGGGGAGAUGCUAGUUCGAUUGCCAGUGGCCGCUCAGGCUCCUCGCGUGUCAGUAAAAUCACAAAUACAAAUCUAGUCGACUCUCCAACCUCACCAGCGGAUGACGAUGAAGCUCCCUCACCAGGCGCAGCAACGCCUGCAAGGCCACCGUCACCUACCUCAAAAUCGGUCGGUAAAGGCCAUAAAUCAGUCGACCGAGCUCAACGCGCAGGGGAGGUCGGCGCCGUGUCAGAAGAUGCACCCCACCAAGCCCAUCACCAUUCCUCGACGCAGAAAGCUGGCGAUUCCAUUUUAGUGAAACGCGAAAACCAGAUCAAUCCUCGAGCUCCAGAAACCAAAGCUUCUUUAAGAGCUAGGCUGGCCGACUUGCCCGGCGCAUCCCCCGGCGGAGGAAUGGGAAUUGGCGAUGUGAGCGACAUGGAUUUGGACGAUAUGAUUUCGCGGCUACUGGACGCUGGAUACUCUACAAAAGUGACCAAGGCCGUGUGCCUCAAGAAUGCCGAAAUCACUGCAGUCUGCACGGCCGUUCGAGAGGUGCUCCUUUCUCAACCAGCUCUGUUGGAGCUGAACGCACCUGUCAAGAUCGUGGGCGACAUCCAUGGACAAUACAACGACUUGAUCCGUCUUUUUGAGAUGUGCGGUUUUCCACCGAACGCAAACUUCCUCUUCCUAGGAGACUAUGUCGAUCGAGGGAAGCAAUCUCUGGAAACCAUUCUGCUCCUCUUUUGCUACAAACUGAAGUAUCCGGAGAACUUCUUCAUUCUACGAGGAAACCACGAAUGCGCCAACGUAACUCGAGUUUAUGGAUUUUACGACGAAUGCAAAAGGAGGUGUAAUAUCAAGAUCUGGAAAACAUUUGUUGAUACUUUCAACUGCCUGCCGAUCGCUGCAAUUGUGGCCGACAAGAUCUUUUGUGUUCAUGGAGGACUGUCGCCUAGUCUUUCUCACAUGGACGAUAUCCGGCAGAUAGCCAGACCCACGGAUGUGCCUGACUACGGUUUGCUCAAUGAUCUGUUAUGGAGUGAUCCUGCAGAUAUGGACCAAGACUGGGACUCGAACGAACGUGGUGUGAGUUAUUGUUUCGGAAAGAAAGUCAUCGUCGACUUCCUGGCUCGGCACGAUUUUGACCUGGUUUGUCGAGCUCAUAUGGUGGUCGAAGAUGGUUACGAAUUCUUCAACGACCGACUACUUGUGACAGUUUUCUCCGCUCCAAAUUAUUGUGGCGAGUUCGACAAUUGGGGCGCAGUAAUGUCCGUCUCAAGCAAUCUUCUAUGCAGCUUCGAGCUUUUGAAGCCCUUGGACUCGAGUGCUCUGAAGAGCCACAUCAAGAAGGGCAGAAAUGCCCGACAAAAUAUGCUCAACAGUCCGCCAGCACAGGUGUCAGCCCAAAGUUUUUAG
This is a messenger RNA of Exophiala viscosa, 1650 nucleotides long. RefSeq names its product protein phosphatase. The coding region runs from base 1 to 1650 and encodes 549 amino acids. Gene Ontology annotation, cellular component: nucleus; cytoplasm. Gene Ontology annotation, molecular function: protein serine/threonine phosphatase activity. Lineage: Eukaryota; Fungi; Ascomycota; Eurotiomycetes; Chaetothyriales; Herpotrichiellaceae. The record is from RefSeq and is a predicted model, not a curated record. The transcript is spliced from 3 exons.